Uloborus diversus is the source of this 599-nucleotide messenger RNA. RefSeq names its product fas apoptotic inhibitory molecule 1-like. The record is from RefSeq and is a predicted model, not a curated record. NCBI's taxonomy places the organism in Eukaryota, Metazoa, Arthropoda, Arachnida, Araneae, Uloboridae. Gene Ontology annotation, biological process: negative regulation of extrinsic apoptotic signaling pathway via death domain receptors; positive regulation of neurogenesis; canonical NF-kappaB signal transduction. Bases 66 to 599 code for a protein of 177 amino acids. The transcript has 5 exons.
GGUUGACGGACGCACGUAAGACAGAAGUCUUAAAUAUUGUUUGAGGUUCAAGUAAUAAACCUAUCAUGUCUCAAGUUGUUGGUGUAUGGGAAGUGAUGCUAAAUGGCAAGCUUCAUCAGAUUGAGUUUGAGCACGGGACUACUUCCGGAAAGAGAAUCGUCAGAGUUGAUGGGAAGGAAAUUUUAAAAAGAGAAUGGCUCUUCAAACUUGUAGGACAUGAAAACUUCAAAAUUGGUAACAAUAAUUGCUCAAUCAUCAUUUAUCCUGCGAAAGGUCUGUCGUUUGAAUACUCGUUAAUUGUCAAUGGAAAGCAAUAUAAAAAAUUUAAAGAGAAUCAAUCCAAAAUUUUAAAGACAUGGACUGUGGAUGUUGAAGAUGAACCCACUAGGGUUGUUUUAGAAAAGGAUACUUUAGAUGUUUGGGUAAAUGGAGAGAAAGUAGAGUCUGCUGGUGAAUUUGUUGAAGAUGGAACAGAAACUCACUUUGUACUCGGACCAUAUCAGGCUUACAUCAAAGCUAUCAGCAGUGGCAACAAGAGAGAGGGCAUCAUUCACUCUUUGAUUGUCGGUGACUCCAUAAUUCCUGAAAGUAUGGAAUAA